This is a messenger RNA of Aphanomyces invadans, 2437 nucleotides long. RefSeq lists its product as hypothetical. NCBI's taxonomy places the organism in Eukaryota, Oomycota, Saprolegniomycetes, Saprolegniales, Verrucalvaceae. The transcript has 9 exons. Bases 597 to 2264 code for a protein of 555 amino acids. The record is from RefSeq and is a predicted model, not a curated record. Gene Ontology annotation, molecular function: zinc ion binding.
CGCCAAUUCAAGUACAAGAUGGACCCUUCCCAACCCGACGGCGAUGACCACAUUCACGACGACGAGGCGCACGACGACGACGAGCACGACGACAAGCCCGCUCCAUCCUCGGACGUGCGCUAUGCGCUUCCAGACGCGCAGAUGCGGCCACCUGUUGCGCUUCACGACAUGCUGCAGCGUGCAGUGCAACUGCACCUCAUUCACGCGAACACCGUGACUGACUUCCUCGCACGAAGUGCAGCAGCAGGCAUCUCGAUGCCGAUGAUUCCCCCAGUUCCUGACAAUGCGACCUCAGGGAAUCCCAAUGCCGAUCAAGAAACAUUCACGCCGUUGAUUCGGUUGAAUGUGAGCCACAACCGUGCCACGUUUGGGGACUUCAAGCUCCUCGCGUUCGCGCUUAAGCGCCUCGCGAUGCUGUCGGGCUUCGAAGUGCGCGUCAAGUACUCGUCCAAGCGCAAUAAGCGUUGGGAGUGUCGCGUGAAAGGUCGCAUGUCGUUGUUCUGGCUCAGUUCAACCAUGCCAUCGUAGACUGCCCGUUCUUGAUCAGUGGAUACCGCAACAAGGACAACAAGGUGCACGUCACGGACAUCGAGCUUAUGCACAACCACUCGCUGAAUCACCCGCUGUACCCAUCAGCCCCCGCGGCCACCGACGCUUCGAACGACGAAGAUGGCCCGAAACCGGCGGAAAAAGUGGCGCGUAACACGACGCUGUCGAUUGAACUCGUCCUCGCGAGCAUCUUCGACUCGGAGACCGGCCAGGACGUGAUGUCCAAGGAUCCCGAGGAGAUGCGGCUCAAGUACAUUCAGUCGAUGCUGUACCAACAGUACGGCGCGACCAUCUCGACGUCGAUGGCGUCGCGGGCCAAGAAGAAGUUUGUCGAUAUGUUUUAUGAGCCGUCCAUUUCGAGCUACCAGCUCCUGCGGCCGUACUUGGAGAAGUGCGUCGCGACGAAUCCUGGCUCAUUCUACAUCAUCGACCACAUUCCAAACGCCACGUCAGGCGGCGCAUUCGAGUACGGACGGUGCUUGCUUGGUGUUGGCCCUGCUUUCCGCAUGCUGCCCGACGCUGCGCCCCUCAUCGUCCUCGAAGCGGCUCCCAUGAACUCGGACAUGAACAAGGUGGGGCACCUCCUCGUUGCCAGCACCCGCGACUACAAUAACGACCCCAUCUACCUCGCACUGGCCCACGUCCCUGCCACCGACGACGUCAACUGGGCGUGGUUCCUCCAGCAUCUCAAAGACAACAGCGUUCCCCUCUCCAAGCACACGACCUUCCUCACCGAUGGCUCGAUGGCUAUAUCGCAAGCUCUGCUCCAAGUUUUUCCAUACCAACCGCACCGAUACGCGAUUUUGCAGCUGCUUCAGAUGGUGUGCCAAAUGAGUGGCCAAGCGCGCCUCACGCCGGAAGAAGAGCAUCUCGUGCUGCAGAUGGCCAACAGCAUCAACAUGGAUCGAUACAUGGAGUCGUUCUCGAUGCUGUGGUCGCUCAACAAAGAUUUGUGUCGGUGCUUGGAAGGCAUCCCCAAGGAGCACUGGGUCGUGGCUGCCAUGAUCGAGCGAGGGUGGCCGACGCAUCGAGAUAUUUCUCUGCGCCAUUGCGUCGGGGACUUUGUCAAGUCGACCUUGGGCAGCCUCCUGUGCAGCUGCAACCUCGUCCCGUGCUUCUACCUCGUCCUCCUAUCGCUCCAACGCGCGGCAGUCAGUCGGUUUAAUGCGAUCGCACUCCACAGCGACAUGAUUCUCUUGCCGUACCAGCAAACCGUGCUCAACCAACGCUUGUCCGAAAGCGCUCGGUUCGAAAUUGUCGAAUGCCGGCCCCAAGAAGUGUACUUUGCCCAUGUCGCGACGACUUCAAAUGCCCACCACAAGGCGUACAAGAUCGUAAACGUCCGAGACAACACGUGCACGUGCGGCGACUGGCAGCAAUUCCACUUGCCCUGUGCGCACGGCCUCGCUGUCUUUGCCGCCCUCAACCGAAACGUUUGGGAAUGCAUCCAUGACCAGUACUUUGUGCGAAAGCACAAGAUGCUCUACUCGUUCUCGAGAAGUGCCCCCAUCGUGCCCCCGUCUCCAGUCGACCUGACCCCCGACCACACGAUGAGCGCACCCGCGGCGGUCCUCGAGAUUAUUCGACAUCGCGAAGCGGCCCAGGCGAGUAUAGCUUCAGAUGGGACGGGCAAAAACAAGCCUGGCCCACGUCCCAAGAAGCGCAAGGAGGUCAGCAGCGCGCCCCACACCGCGGUCGUGGGACUCGUUGUCUAGUUACUUGAGCACAGUCGCACCAAAAGCCUUGGCAUACGCCAUGCCGGCCGCAUCUUUGAUCUUUUCGGACGCCAUUGCGGCCGACGCCACGACCUUUUCCGCUCCCGGCCGCAUCUUUUCUCCGAUCGCGUCGGUCGUUUUUUGAGUCUUUGUCAAUAAAUCUCGCUUCUGAA